AUGUUUCUUGUCCACGACGUGACAAAAUUUUUAGGAGUCAAAAUCNAGAGCCAGAGGAUGAAGGAGAAGAUAGAAAACAUCUCCAAACAGGUCUCCACCCUGUCAGAGAAGAUCAGAGAUAUUCAGAAGGCCAUGGAUGCUGAGGCAAUCUCCUUCUUGAAGGCCAUCAAGGACAUCAAAGAAAAUGUCCAGUGCUCACUGCAGGACCCAGAGCUGGAGUCAGGGGCGCUGAUAGAUGUGGCCAAACACCUGGGCUCUCUGAAGUUCAGAGUCUGGGAGAAGAUGCUGGGGACUGUGCAGUACACUCCUGUGACUCUGGACCCAAAUAUUGCACACCCCCAGCUCUCUGUGUCUGAUGAUCUGACCACCGUGAGACACACUGGAGUUGAACAGCAGCUCCCUGACAACCCAGAGAGAUUCGGUCUCUAUGCAAUUGUGCUGGGAUCUGAGGGGUUUAACUCUGGAAAACACAGCUGGGAGGUGGAGGUGGGGGACAGACCUGAGUGGGAUGUAGGAGUAGCAGCAGAGUCUGUUAAGAGGAAGGGGGAGAUUACAUGCAGCCCAGAGGCUGGAUUCUGGGUUGUAUCACUGAGGAACAAUGAUAAGUAUACAGCAUGUGGCUCCACCCUCAGGCUGGAGAGGAAACCGCAGAGGAUCAGAGUGCAGCUGGACUAUGACAGGGGGGAGGUGUCCUUCAUCAACCCCACUGACAUGUCACUCAUCUACACCCUUAAAGACACAUUCACUGGGACCCUGUUUCCAUAUUUCAGUACGGGUGGGUAUGAGGAUGGUAGCAAUGCUGGAGAUAUGAAGAUCUGUCCAGUAAAGGUGUGUGUGACAGUGACAUCAUCCCAGUAAAGGUGUGUGUGACAGUGACAUCAUCCCAGUAAAGGUGCUUGAUUCAGUCCUUACAUCCCAGUCAAGGUGUCAUUUGUUGAUAUAAACCUGUAAACUCCUACAGAUUUACACUUUGGGUUUCAGGUUAAUUAUUGACCUACAGGAUUCGUGGUGGGGGGGGGCAGGUUACAAAUCCUCUUAGAUUAAAGGCCUGGGCAUGUGUGACUCAGCAGGUUAGAAUUCUGUGCCUGUGGUCAGCAGAAUGACGUCACCAUUGGGUCCCUGAGCAAGACCCUUAACAUCCAAACCCCCCAGAGACUGUCUGCCCCUGUUUUCUAAUGAACAAAUGUAUGUAACUUUGGAUAAAAGUGUCUAUGCAAGAAAAAUGUAAAAUGAAAACCCUCUUUAAUAAACCUUUAUCAGUUUA
This is a messenger RNA of Paramormyrops kingsleyae, 1264 nucleotides long. The record is from RefSeq and is a predicted model, not a curated record. NCBI's taxonomy places the organism in Eukaryota, Metazoa, Chordata, Actinopteri, Osteoglossiformes, Mormyridae.